Messenger RNA from Hevea brasiliensis (rubber tree), 751 nucleotides. RefSeq lists its product as uncharacterized. The record is from RefSeq and is a predicted model, not a curated record. The transcript has 2 exons. The coding region runs from base 112 to 708 and encodes 198 amino acids. Lineage: Eukaryota; Viridiplantae; Streptophyta; Magnoliopsida; Malpighiales; Euphorbiaceae.
UUAUCCGCCUCUCAAAUGUCAAACUUGUCAGCUCUUUGAUCCUAUUCCUUGCCCAAUAAUUUAAGCUUCCUUCCCACUACCCGACACUUCUCCACAGCCACCGCGCGAGAGAUGUCAGAUCCAACCAAUGACAUGCUUCCGCCACCGUCUUCUCCGACUAGCUCCUCCGUCUCCUCCUCCGAUCUCGACACUGAGUCCACAGGUUCUUUCUUCCACGAUAGAAGCACCACAUUAGGCACUCUCAUGGGCGUCACUUCCACUGCCAUUGCUUUCAGAGCACCCUCUCAGCCACGUGAUACAAACUCGAUUACCGUCGCCGGUGCCGGUGCUGGUUCCGUUGUGUCUUCGUCAACUGGGGCGAAUCGCAACAACAAGAAAAAGAAGAAUAAAAGAGCUCCGGUGGAACUACUGCGGCGGCGAAGAUGGUGGAGGCUUUGUAGUGAUGGCGAGGCAAAGCCGGCGUCCCUUGGAGAGUUUCUGGAAGUUGAACGGAGGUUUGGAGAUGGAGCUUUAUACGGUGAUGCUGCGGCGGAGCUUGAAGGCGUGAUGGUGGCGCCGCCUAGGGAUGGAGUAAAUGGACGGGUUUUGUUCGCCGAUGGGAGGGUUCUGCCUCCGGCCGGUGAGAUUGAUGAUGGAACAUCAACGGCUGGGAUUCUUUGUAGAUUUCCGGUUUCACUUACUGGGAUAUGUAGUGGUGGAGUAGUAUAGAUUAAAAUUUUAUUUUAUUUUAUUUUUAUUUAUUUGUUAUUAA